UGAUUACCAAAAUAGCUUAAAUUAUAUGAAUUAUUCUCAUUCUGGAACUCUUCCUAAUAAGGAGAGAAAAGUAGAAUUUGAAAGCUUAACUGCUUCUCAUAAGAAACCCAAGAAGACCGCAGCUGUCAGAAGUAGCAGUAAAUUUGAAGAAACAAGCAAAGAAUCCAAGAAUUUCGAGUAUAGAAGAUCUAGUGACCCUAUACAAACCUACAGAGCACCUUGGAAGGCUACUAAAUAGAGUCUUUGAGCCAUUUGAUAAGGAUAAUUAUUGGUAUACAGGAAAUGUCAGAGCAGAUAUAGUUUAUAAAUCAUCCCAUAUGCUUCCCAGAUCUUACAAAGAUGAUAAACUUGAUAACUAUUCAAAGCCGUUCAGAGUUCCAGCUAGGCAUCCAGAUCAGAUCAAAGAAAAGAAAUAUUUGACAAAAAUAGGAAGAAUGGCUUUAAAAUAAGAGAAUGAAAGAAGCAGAUAACUAUUACAACAAAAAACUAGAAGCAGAGAAAGAAUAUUACCAAAACAGAAGGUAUUUGCUAGAGAAUAUGGGUAAGGGAACUAUUGACCCCCCUUUCGUCUCAGCUAGGAACUCCACUAUCAAACCGUUCAGUAUCAUGUCUGAGCAUAAUAUGUACUUUAAACCAGCAAAAUAAAGGCCAAUCUU
Moneuplotes crassus is the source of this 656-nucleotide messenger RNA. The record is from the annotation of a GenBank genome assembly. NCBI's taxonomy places the organism in Eukaryota, Ciliophora, Spirotrichea, Euplotida, Euplotidae.